This is a messenger RNA of Saprolegnia diclina VS20, 558 nucleotides long. RefSeq lists its product as hypothetical. The record is from RefSeq and is a predicted model, not a curated record. Bases 1 to 558 code for a protein of 185 amino acids. Lineage: Eukaryota; Oomycota; Saprolegniomycetes; Saprolegniales; Saprolegniaceae. The transcript is spliced from 2 exons.
AUGGUGACAAAAUGCGCCCGGUGCGGCCACCGCAUCAGCGUUUUCGCCAAGAAGCGCAAGUGCGCUAGCUGCCUGCGCCGGCUUUGCAAGGAUUGCCAUGCCAAAGAUGCCUACCGCGCACCGCCCUUAGCACGCUCCAACACGUCGCCACACCUCUCGGCGUCGGCGUUCCUUCGCCCACCCUCGCCAUUCCGCGAUUCGAACGAAGGGCGUCCAUCGUUCGAGCAGAGCGAGCUCACGCGGCAUGGAUCCCUACCCAACAUUCUUCAGUGCUCGUUCGGCUGCAGAGACGAUGGGCUGGAUCAGCUACCGGAAGUGCCGACGCCGCUCAUCAUGGACUUGUCACCAGAAGCUUCCGAGAUCACCGAAGCAGCUGCGUCGGCGCCAAGCGCAUCAGAGGACGACGAUAACACCACUGUCGCUGACGACGACGAGCUAAUGCUUGAUUCGCGACUUCAUCGUGUGCCGCUGACGCUUGCUACCGACACAACACGCGGCUUCGUUGAGGCCUCGUACACCGGUCCGCCCUGUCGGGCCUUGGUGCUUCCGUCGUCCUAG